CACGAGACCGUGACGGUGAUCAAUGUGUGUCAUUCUUGACAGAUUGUCGUCGUUCUGUCAGAAGUUCCGGCAAUUUUUUAUAAAUUUUUCGUAUUAUGAAACAUUUGGAGAAAUUGUUGGUAUGAUUUCGUUAUGUCAAAUAACAUGGAGCCCGAAGAGGACGAAAUACCUUUGGAUUCCAGUGUCCCAGAAACAUUCGAGGAAAUGUCAGUUCCUAUUGAAAAACAUAACCUGAAAGUUAGACGAAGAAAUGUUAGCGAAACGGUGAAUUUCGUGUCGGAAGAAGAUAAAAUCUCGGACUCUGAAAGUGCCAUACCUAUCGUAAGAAUGUCUGAUUCUACGAAGGCAUGGUAUGAUAACGAUAUACCACGAAUACCUGACAUCGCGGACUUUAGUUCGUCAGAAACAUUGACGAAUAAAGAACGGAUGAAAAUAAGCGUUAUUCGAGGAAGCGUUGUUAAUCCGAAUCUGACAUUAGGAGAACUUAAAUUACUGGGUUGCAGCAGUGAGGGUCUUGUUCAUGAUGAUAUACGGAGUGUUCUGUGGCCAAAACUAUUGAGACUCUCGGAGGAAAGUAGUUUUUCUGUAAAUGGAUUAGAAACUAUACACAAUCGCAUACCAAAUGAGGUCUAUCAACAAAUAUUAAAGGAUGUUGCACGCAGUGGUAGUCAUAUUUCUCAAAAUGCUACACAACGUGAGAUAGAUCACUUUCACGAAGAGUUGACACAAUUAAUGUGUUGGGUUCUUCACAAACAUUCUACGUUAAAUUAUUACCAGGGUUAUAAUGAUAUAGCAGCAACUGUUCUUCUUGUCAUGGGCUUAGAAAGAGGUUUACGUGUGCUUGAAGGUAUUUCUUUAGAAUUCCUUGAAAGAUUUAUGGAGAAAACAAUGGAAAAAGUGAACCAAGAAUUAUUUUAAAUAUUUUCACUUUUGGAAAUAUUUAUAUACAAAUUACCUACUGAAUCUGUUUUCUGCUAUAGCGUUGAAUUAUUUCCGCAUUUUGCAUUGGCUGAGUACACAACAUGGUAUGCGCACAAAUAUGCGGAAAAUAGAAAACUUUUACACAGAUUAUUCGAUUAUUUCCUUGGUAGUCCUCCACUGAUGCCUCUUUAUUUAAGUACUGUGAUCGUAGCACAUAGAGCAACAGAAAUUUUUAAUACUGCACCAGAUAUGGGUCCUACACAUAAAGUUUUAUGUACUUUGCCGCAUGAUUUGCCUUUUGAAACGCUUCUGAUCGAAGCGAAAAAUUUAUAUCGUAAAUAUCCUCCCGAAUCUAUAAGUAACGAUGUUAGAGAAUACGAUCGAAAACGAAAAUUUAAAGAACAGGAAUGGAAAGCAAAGGCGGAAGCGAGUCGUCAAGAAAGGGAAAAACAACGUCAGCUUAGAAUUGUACAAUCAACACCGAGAAUACCCUAUCGUAUUAGAAGUUACAAAACGAUCACAAUGGUAACAAUUUUGGCGCUGGGAUUGUAUGCCUUUCUAAGAUCUUCAUCUGGUCUUAACUGA
Molecule: messenger RNA, 1506 nt
Organism: Habropoda laboriosa
Lineage: Eukaryota; Metazoa; Arthropoda; Insecta; Hymenoptera; Apidae
Product: TBC1 domain family member 20
Exons: 5
Biological process (GO): positive regulation of GTPase activity; endoplasmic reticulum to Golgi vesicle-mediated transport
Cellular component (GO): endoplasmic reticulum membrane
Molecular function (GO): GTPase activator activity
Source: RefSeq, a predicted model, not a curated record